Messenger RNA from Aphanomyces astaci, 1176 nucleotides. RefSeq lists its product as hypothetical. The transcript is spliced from 6 exons. NCBI's taxonomy places the organism in Eukaryota, Oomycota, Saprolegniomycetes, Saprolegniales, Verrucalvaceae. Gene Ontology annotation, cellular component: cytosol; nucleus; proteasome regulatory particle, lid subcomplex. The record is from RefSeq and is a predicted model, not a curated record. Gene Ontology annotation, molecular function: structural molecule activity. Gene Ontology annotation, biological process: ubiquitin-dependent protein catabolic process. Bases 1 to 1176 code for a protein of 391 amino acids.
AUGGACUUCCUCCGUCAAGAAGAGCAAAAGUACCCCGCUCUGGCGGCGCGCUACGCCCGCUUGUCCGAGCUCUUCGGACGCAAGCUGUAUCAUGAACUAACGGUGGACAUCUUGGCCUUCGUGAAGGAUGAAACCACUGCGAUUGGGACCAACUGGUAUGAUCUGUACGCGCAGUUCCUCUCGACGUUCCAGGAGAAGAUCAACCAACUGUCACUCGUCACGAUCUGCGGACACAUUGCGCAACGCUUUGCUGAUCCCCAACAAGCGGUCACGUUCCUGACAUCAAUCUUGACGUAUCUUCAAACGAAGAAGACCAAGAUCACUCAGCACACGACGCCCAACCCCCACGCCAUCGAGUCCGUCUUGGUGUGCCGCAUGUACACGGCGAGCUUCCAGGUCAAGUUGAAGCAAUUGGCCGAAGUCAAGGCCAUCUUGGCCGACAACAAAGAAGCAGUCGAAGGGCUUGUGGGCGCCGACCCGGUUGUCCACGCUGCCUACUACCGCGUCGCAUGCGAGUACUACUCGGCUGUUGGCCCCGCAGACAAGUUUUACAAGAGCGCGUUGAUGUUCUUGGCGUAUUCUCUGUAUGACGACAUCCAGCCGGCGGAACGUUUCGCUCUGGCCGUCAAUAUCAGCAUUGCCGCACUCACGGGGGAGAACGUGUUCAAUUUUGGCGAAGUGCUGGCGACGCCCAUCUUGAGUGCAUUGAAAGGCACUGACAAGGAGUGGCUCAGCGAGUUGCUUCACGCGUUCAACCGAGGAGAUAUUGACCAGUUCAAUAUCAUUGUCGGCAACCAUCGCGCCGAGUACAAUGCCCAGCCUGCAUUGGUAAACAAGGCGGAUUACGUCAAGGAAAAGGUGGCGCUGCUGGCUCUGAUGGUGCUGAUCUUUCACCGUCCAUCUCAAGAGCGCAAUAUUCCAUUUCACGACAUCGCCACGGCCACCAAAUUGCCUCUGAACCAGGUGGAAUGGCUCACUAUGCGUGCGUUGUCGCUGGGGUUGAUCAAAGGAACGAUCGAUCAAGUGGACCAGAUCGUGUCGGUGCAUUGGGUGCAGCCACGAGUGUUGGAACGCCAGCAACUGCAAGAAUUGCAGGAACGUUUGGGCGGAUGGAGCAACAAGGUCAAGGAUACGCUGCUGUAUGUGGAAGACCAAACCCCCGAACUGUUUCAGUAA